GCGCAGCGGGACCAGGUCUUCAGGUCCCCUCCCUCGCUGUCAGUGCUGUCAUAUUGUGUGAGUGUAGUAGCUCAUGGAGAGUGCAGCUGGAGAAGCCCGAACAUUACUGCACUUUAGUUAGUGUAGUUAAAUUAAUUUUAAUUAGCUCAAGCUAUUUUCUUAACACGCACAGUUGCACAUUUCUUACUACUUCACCUGUGUGUGUGAUGUAGACACCUCUCCGGUAAGAAGGGAACUCAAUUGAAAAGCUAGCAUGCUGGCUAGCUUGCUAGCAUAUUACCUAUAGCUGCCUAGCGGUCUGCAACAUACAUGUUUGCCUCUUCCUCGCUUCCAGUCUGCUAGGUAUGUCGAUAUGGCACAAAGGAAAGAAGUAUUUAAAUCAAAAGUCCUCCAGAAGCUUUACCCUGCAGCUCCCAAAUUGGAGAGGGAACCCAGCCCACCACGCAUUGUAGAGGCUGUAGCCAAGAAAACCUAUGUAAAGCGAAAAGCCUCUCAAGAGGACACUGCUGCUGGAGAUGUAGGGCAGACACAGAGUGCAGCCAAUCCCCACAGGCGGGUGUACACAGUCCUACUUCCUCCUGCAGACUACAAGACACAUUCCGAGAAAUCUGUCACCGUCCCCCAACUGGAAAGCAUAAACAAUGCCGAGGACCCAGCUGAAGAGAGCGUCCAUGAGAGCAAUGAAGAACUAGACCAAGAUAAAGAGCAGGAAGAACAGAAAAGAAAAAGAAGAAGAAGGAAAAGAAAGAAACCAACUCUUCAUCAAGACUUUGGGCAAGAUGGUGCAGCUCCAGGGAAUGAGUCCAGCGGAGGCCAGAGCCAGACGACUGUGGAUGAGGGUGGAGAGCACAUUAGCAGGAACAAGAAGAGGAAGCUGAAAAAGAAACGGCACAAAGAGAAGCUGCUCUCCAUGGGGGUGAUGCCCCGAGCUGCUGCCCUGGAGUUCACAUACCAAAAAGAUGGGAAUGAGGAGGAGGAGGAUAACGAGAGGAGAGCUGCUGAGAUGUCAGACUUCCUCAGGACAACGCUGGAAAUCUAUAUGUCAGAUUCCUCAUUGCAUGUAGACAAGGUUCCUCUCCUGUCUGGCACAGUGGAUGGUCUUCUGAGCCACAUAUCCAGUGGAUGUAAGCCCAACUCUGUCCUCAAGCAGCUCUCUAGUCUGAAGGCCUUUGUUCAACAGAAAGACACAGACAAACUGGAAAAGGCACUGAAGGAGCUCUAUAACAACUCCUGUAUGUCUGCAGAGGAAACCUCCGCAGUCAUUUCACUGUUCCAAUACUGGAUCACAGACAUUCUUCCCAUGCAGGGAGACAAGAAGACAGGUCUUUCUACAACACACACAUGAGACUGUCAGUCACACUAAAACAGAGCUGUCCUGAAAGAUUAAUAUCUACCACUAGAUCUUGAAAAUAUCUUCUUUAUUACACUGCACUGUAGAAUGUUUGACUCAUCAUGAUGCUAUAUCAGAUUUUUAUUAUUAAA
Messenger RNA from Xiphias gladius (swordfish), 1482 nucleotides. Its product is annotated as glutamate-rich protein 1. Lineage: Eukaryota; Metazoa; Chordata; Actinopteri; Istiophoriformes; Xiphiidae. The transcript has 6 exons. Bases 353 to 1345 code for a protein of 330 amino acids. The record is from RefSeq and is a predicted model, not a curated record.